Molecule: messenger RNA, 1057 nt
Organism: Heterobasidion irregulare TC 32-1
Lineage: Eukaryota; Fungi; Basidiomycota; Agaricomycetes; Russulales; Bondarzewiaceae
Exons: 2
Coding region: 1-972 (323 amino acids)
Source: RefSeq, a predicted model, not a curated record
AUGCGCAGACACAUCUACCGUCUCAUGGGCACCGGCCCCAAAGACGAUCUCCCCUCGAAUCAUCUUGAGGGGCUGCAUCUCAGCGACGAUGAGCCCGUACGGUUUGUGUGGGCGAAGACGGCCAGACAGUCGCCCCACAACGCUCGCAUGAAGUCCCGCAUUAUCAAGGAUCUGAUGGCUCAUCGCCAAAUAUACAAACACGUGCCGGACGAGGCCUUCCAACGGAAGGCCCUCGAGGCGGCUUUCGAUCAGGCGUUUACAACUCUUCGCCUGAAAGCGAAGGGGCAGAGCGACGAGUCGAUCGCGCAGGCGCAAAAAGCCAAGGAGGAGCACAAGUCAAUGAAGGCUCGGCGGUUCAGUCGGAAGAAGCUCAAAUUAGGCUGUCGUACCGAGGCUCGACAGAAGAUGGACGCGUUCUCACAUCCCACUUUCGACGGUGCCUUGCACCUCGAGUGCAUGUCCUCUGAAGAGUCAAGUGACGAAACGUCCAAGGCGGGUUCCUCGACCCCCAAAGACAAAAAACUCGUCGUCCGAGGCAUCCCAUGGCGGAGCACUCGCCUGCUUAGGUUCUACGGUGUACUGGACGAGGACGACAAGCUCGACAAGAGCCUCAGGCCCAAACGCGGGUCCGGGAGAAAGGAGCGCACCGAGGGCCCUCCCAAAGUGGGGGCCUUCCUGCCGCCGACGGGCGUCGCGAAUUGGAUGAUCAGCCGACGGUGGCUACGCGACAUGCAAGCGGUCCACCCAGACACGCUGGAAUUGCUCGAGGGCCUCGUCGUGGACCCGCCGGGGUUCGACUGGAACCAGUUCGACGCGCUUGGCUAUGAGAGCGAAGACGAGAUGGACUCUGUGAGCACCGUGCUCCGAAGUCAGCGACUUGUAUAUCCUCCGAUCGACACUCAUCCCACCGUCCCCGCGAGCGCGAAUCCUGCUAGCAGUUCUUUACAGUAUGCGUUGGCUCCUUUACCCUAAUCAUAAUCACGGAAUCACGGAACCAUUGUUAUUGCAUUAUGUACCCUAAUAUGUAGUCUAAGCCUCACUGGCGAUGAUAUCAGCC